Brassica rapa (field mustard) is the source of this 3982-nucleotide messenger RNA. Its product is annotated as alkane hydroxylase MAH1-like. The record is from RefSeq and is a predicted model, not a curated record. Gene Ontology annotation, molecular function: heme binding; monooxygenase activity; oxidoreductase activity, acting on paired donors, with incorporation or reduction of molecular oxygen. Lineage: Eukaryota; Viridiplantae; Streptophyta; Magnoliopsida; Brassicales; Brassicaceae.
GGAUUUAGGGUUUAGGGAUUAGGAUUUAGGGUUUAGGGAUUAGGAUUUAGGGUUUAGUGUUUUGCUGACAACGUUAAUAAUAUUUUUAAAAAAAAUCUUUUUUUUUGUAACUAUUAUUUUUUUUACCUUUUUAUUUUAAAAAUAUAAUAUAACUUGACAAUAUUUUGUUUCUUUUUUUGGAAGAUAUCGAAUUUGAAAUAAGAAAUCCUAUUGGUUAGUGAAACUAAAGGUUCACCUUAGGGGGUCAACCCAAGAAUUACUCUUGUAUCCAGACAAGUCUUCCCUUUUUUGGUCAUGUUUUAUGGGAUACUCUUACCUUUUAUUCUCCUUUUUUUAUGCAUGCAACUUCACUAAUCUUGAAGUCCAAAACUGAAGUAGUUUAUCGAUUUGGUUAAAUUUAUAUCUGUUAAAAUGGCUUGGAGGGCUGAGACAUGGGCCAUCUUACAAGUUCUUGGCGUUUAACUACAGUCCAAGAACGUGUUCUGGUAAGCAUUUAGCUAUGACUACAGUGAAGACCGUAGUCGUGGAGAUAUUACAAAACUAUGACAUAAAACUCGUCAAGGACAUAAGGUUGAGCCAAAGCCUCGUCUGUUUCUGCACAUGAAACAUGGGCUUAGAGUCACGCUUACUAAGAGAUGUUCAGCUUAAAAUAUUUAAGUUAUAUUGUUGCUCCAGUAAUAAUCUAUUGGAUAUAGUAUAACAAGCAAUACGAUACAUAUGAAUUGUCAAAAUGUUGCGCCAUGGUCUUUCGAAGCUUGGUAUUUCAUGAUUGGUUGAAAAUAUUAUGUAUUAAUGAAGUCUGAAGUGUAAUUUUUUAUAUACUAAAGCACAAAUCAUUCGACCAAUAAAAUUUUGCCGCAUAAUCAAAGAAAUAAAAUAAAAAACUCAAAAGGAUAAACACUGCACAGUAUGUGUUUCAGUUCCAAGACAAAAAAAAAAAAGAAUUAACUCCACCCUCCGGAUAACUACAAUUAUUCUAUCAUAUAUAUUCUCCUUAUCUGAUCAAUGUAUCUCACUCUUUUCUCUGCUACUAUGGCGUUUAUCUAUCAAACCUCAUUCGCUUACAUGUAGGGUUUUCUCAAAAACUUAUGAUUAUUCUUCCUUUCCAAACUCAAGAGGGUCUUUUUUUUUUUGUUCAACAUUAGAGGGUAUUUGAGUGGCAAAAAAGGGGUUUUCUCUCUCUGCAAUUCGCCCUAAUUUUCUCUGCUUUGUCUCUCCACCACCCUAGCGUGCCGCGUGAGAAAGCUCCUUCUUAGUCUUAGCGCCUGUUACUUCAUCGUCAACGACCAGGCUCUCUUUCUGCUGCAGUUGGAGGUGAGGCAUGGUAUUAGGUUCAUGUGGCAGUUUCUCCAUGGUGCUUUUUCAAUCACCCGGAGUUACAGCGGUUUCCAGUUGGUGCUCGAAGACUAGAGAACUUCAUGGUUUCCUUUAGAGCUUCAGCGGUCAGCGAUACCUUAGAGGAGCAGCUUGCAUGGCGUUGGAAUGGUGGGUUUAGUUGCUGUUCCGGCACCUUUUAGUUGGAUUUUGAUCUAAUACAAAAAAAAAAGAUAUGAGUUCAGUAUAACAAUUUUUUUUAAAAAAAAAUGGAGACUCGCAUGGUAAACUAUCACUCACGCCAAAAUAUAUGGUCAUGCGAGGAAAUAUCGUAACAAUUCUAAAACGUUAGACAAAGCAACAAGAAAACAGAUCAUUUUUGCUAUCUCAUAAACAAGACAUCAACCCCUGGUAUCACUUUCUUUGCAAGAAACUCUCAUUUAAGUAACUUAUUCAUCAAGAAAAGUUUGAUUACUCCACAAUGCAGCUUCUUCUUACGUGACUUGAGAACUCGACAUGUUGUGGUAUUAUCUAUCAUCAUGUGUGUAUGAUUAAAGACUAGAGAACUUGACUUAUUGUAGUGUAUAACUAAAGAAAGCCUUUCAUUUUACGCAACGUUGUACUGUCAAAUCUAAAAAUUAUCAUCCUUGUUUACUGGAGAGCACAUCAUCGAUCAUGUGUUUAGUCUAUUCUCUAAGAUUUCUCUGAUUAUCAUUACUAUAGAUCGACACGCUGUUUUCCAGUCAUCACUGAUAUGAAAUUGAAUUUGUUUAAUAAUAGUAAAACGUACUCAAGCAGUUGACUUUAUCAUGUGUAUAUAAAUCAUGUUCCUUCUUCUUCUUCUCCACUACCCACCAUCAAACUUCCCUAAUGGCAUCUAUCGGCUUAUUUGAAGCAUCUAUAUCUCUUUUUUGUUUUCUCAUCUUCUAUUACUUCCUCAUCAAGAAACAUUCUGUUUACUUGCACAUCAAACAAACCGUUCAAAGCUACCCUUGGAACUGGCCUGUUCUUGGGAUGCUUCCAGGUGUGCUCGUGAGGCUCAGUCGGAUCGAUGAUAUCAUCUCGAUCUUAGAGAAGAACAACUUGACAUUUUUAUUAAAGGGUCCAUGGUUUGCUAAAAUGGAUAUGUUGUUCACGGUUGAUCCAGCUAAUAUACAACAUAUGUUAAGCUCAAAUUUCUCCAACUACAACAAAGGACCGGAGUUCAAAGAGUUAAUAGAUGUUUUCGGAGGCUCAAUAUUAAUCGCCGACGGAGAGCUAUGGAAGAGUCUAAGGAUGUCUUCACAGGCCAUCCUCAGUCGUCAAGGUUUUCAAAAUAUGUCAAUGAGUGUCACAACAAGUAAACUCAAGGACGUGCUUCUUCCUCUUUUCAGUCGCUUUUCAGAGGAUGGGACAAUCUUGGACUUGCAGGAAGUGUUCCAGAGAUUCAUGUUUGAUACAACACUAGUUACAACUAUCGGGUCUGAUCCUCAAUCUCUCUCCACUGAGAUGCCAGAGCUUGAGCUCGCAAAAGCCCUCGAAAAUGCUGGGGAAGCCAUUGUAUUUAGACAUUUCAUACCAAGAUUCAUGUGGAAGUUUCAAACAUGGAUGGGACUGGGUCAAGCGAAGAAGUUGAUAGACGCGGGUGCCACUUUUGAUCGAGUCUGUGCCAAAUAUAUAUUAGCAAAGAGAGAAGAGAUAAGAUCACAAGAGAUUGAUCAUGAUCAUGAUCAUCCAGAUGGAGAAAGUGAAGAUGUUUUAACGUAUUUCAUGAAGCUAGAUACAAGCAAGUACGAGCUCUUGAAACCAAGCGAUGAUAAGUUCCUUAGAGACACCAUUGUAGCUAGCAUUCUCGCAAUGAGGGAUACCACUUCCACUGCUCUCACUUGGUUUUUCUGGCUCAUCUCGGAAAAUCCUUACGUGGAAGCCAAGAUUCGCCAAGAGAUCAACACAAAUCUACCAAAAGCCGAAAGUAGUCAAGAGAGACCAUGGUCGGCUAUCGAUCGCAAAGAUUAUUUGAACAAGUUAGUGUAUCUACAUGGGGCGUUGUUUGAAACAAUGAGGCUUUAUCCACCAAUUCCGUUCGAGUGCACCUCUCCCAUAAAAUCAGAUGUACUUCCAAGUGGACAUAGAAUCGAGGCAAACUUUUCUAUUAUCAUCCCAAUCUAUUUGAUGGGGAGGAUGAAAUCCAUAUGGGGAGAAGACGCGUUGCAAUUUAAGCCAGAGAGAUGGAUUUCAGAGACCGGAAAGUUGCGACAUGAGCCUUCUUCCAAGUUCUUUGUGUUUAACUCCGGUCCAAGAAUUUGUCCUGGUAAGAAUUUAGCUAUGCUUGUCAUGAAGAAUGUAGUCGUGGAGAUUUUACAAAACUAUGACAUUAAGCUCGUCAAAGGACACAAGGUUAAGCCAAAGCCUCGUCUUGUUCUUCAGAUGAAGCAUGGGCUUAGGGUCACCCUUACUAAGAGAUGUUCAGCUUGAAAUGUUAAUGUUAGAGUUGCUCCAAUAAUAAUUUAUCGAAUAUAAAAUAACUAGGUGUUUUGUCCGCGAUGCGGGCUUAAACAUUUUCAUAAAUUUUUGAAAAGUUCUUUGUAUAUUAUACUAGUUAUAUUGUGUUUUCCAAAAAGAAUUCUUGCGAUCAAUUUAGUAUCAUCUAUGCAUUGUCUACUCUCGAAUAUAUAAAUAUAUAUAUUUC